GGUCAUUCUGCGUGUCUGGAUGGACGUUUCCGUGCCCUCUACCAUCCCUCAAAGUGCCUCAGCAAAUUUCGCGAAAUGUCCAUAAAGUGGCGGAAAAACUGACUCGCUCAGUUUGCUGUGUCUCUUGGCCAAGGCACGCUAAUUUAUCGUCCCAAGACAUUCAGGGACACUCACGUGUAGUACAAAACCCUCACUGCAUAGACGCCACAAGUCAUCUAAGGCAGCAAGACACAGCGAGCUAUCCCUAUUCCCCAUGCACCGAGCCACCCUAUCUCUUGUCGUCUCCGCCUUUGCUCUCUUCCGCAGCUGCCUUGGUGACAUCAUGCCACGCCGGCGGCAGAUCUCUGCACUGUAGCCCACUCCGUCUGUGUGCGCUCCUGUCGUCCAUAAGGCACUCCCACACCUGCGGGCAGUCCUUGGCCGUCCGCUCACUGCCCGGCCUCACAAUGCCCCAGCACAGCGUCUCACGGGACAAUGGCUGCCACUCAAUCGGUCUGUCCAUCGCGGCAAGGGCUUCGCGCGGUGGGGGCUUCGGCAAGAGCUGAUAAGUCCCCAGAUCGUAUGCUACCCUCAUCGAAGGGACGGCCAGAACCCGGUGGAAGCCGUUUCUCGCAAAGUCCUUGCAGAGGAGUGAGCACUCGGACGCAGAGCAUUCUCUGUCGACGGGGCAGCCGACGACGCCAUCGCGGCUUCGGCGAAAGCGAACGUCGUGUGCGAUGAAGGGGAUGGGGCUGAGAGCAGCAGCGCCGUUCCAGCAGCAGCCCACUUGAAGAGGCUUGCCGCUUUGAAGCUCCCGCAUGCUCGAAGGAGCGAAUGAGCCCCAUGGAUUGCCACCUCUGUCUCGAAACACCCACUGAAACAGCCACACAAGGACACCUUGCAGUUGAUGUGUGGGCUGAUGCGUUCCUUCCGGAGACCCACCGUGUCGUAGAAGUCGACAGUUCUCCGAUUGCGGUCGGCGGUCUUAUAGUCCAUCCCACACGCGAUGUCCGCCUCGUUGAGCAGCGACUGGUGCAGCAGCUCUAUGAUGUCGUGCUCGCAGAAGUAAAUGUCGUUCAAGAAGAGGAUCCGAUCAUACGUGGCCACACCGGCCUCCCUGAUCAAAGGCUGCAAAGCGCGGUUGCGCACCUUGGCGAGGUACUCAAUGCGGUGAACGUUCUUGGGCUUCUCCUCUGCGUCGGUGACAACACUAUGCGCCAAGCCAUACGCAGUCAGCACCUCAUCCAGCACCCGCAGCAGCUCUUUUGUCCUGUCGUGGCUGCCAUUCUCAUAAAUAGAGAUGCCGACGUUUCUGGGUCCAAGGAAGUCGACAGCCUUCAGCAGCUGCAGCAUCCAGUCAGACAGCACGGGCUGGUUGGUGUAGAGAUUCGCGGCAAAGAAGAUCCUCCUCCCCAACAGAGUGCGGUUGUAUCUGCCCCAGUCUCUAUCUGCCGCCUGCGCGGCACAAAUCUGCUCCAGAGCAUAGGCUUGAGGGCCCAGCCGUUCCUUCAACAACACAUCCGCUGGCUUGUGUCCGCCACUCGUGUCAUCCCGUGGCUUCUUGAGCGAAGUAGGGAUGCGCAAGUGUGAGCCACAAAGUCGUGGAAGGUGGCGAAUUCUGUGCUCGACUCCUGCAGCUGUAGCUGCUGUGUUGCAUCGUUCGGCCGCGCCAUUGGCAGCCGCUGUGCCGGGUCCGAGGUGUUUGCGGUGGAUGAAACGGCCCCGUGUGGCGAGAUGUUCACUCUCUGCAGUCUGACCCCCUCCAAUGCCGAUGAGGCCGGCCUGAUGACAAGGGGGAGAAACUGUCAUUAACCGUAACACUCGUCUG
Messenger RNA from Vitrella brassicaformis, 1807 nucleotides. Lineage: Eukaryota; Vitrellaceae. The record is from the annotation of a GenBank genome assembly.